UCGCUCCGUCUCUUUCGCUCCCUUCCCGACGAGUCGAAAGCUGGCUGUCAUUUCGCGCAGUGGAAAAAUUUCGUGGUUAUGUUCAUCUAAAUAAAGGAAGAAAAAAACACAACCAGUGACCGAAAGUGGCAAAAGUCGAUCGCCGUACCGUGGGAGCUCGAAACUUCACAAGUGGCCGGAAGGGACUCGGCCCGGAUCGUCGGAACCUGUUCCAAGGCUCGAAAAACGUGGUGAUGUAACGUCAUUCGUGUUAGUGAGGCGCUCUCGCAAAAACAACACCAAGAAAAAGAAGUGUUCGCUCUGGCUGCUGCUCGGUUCGUUUUGUACGUUUCAGAGGGGCCUCUUUUGCCUGCUCAAGUCUGUGCGGCUCCUUUUUUCCAUCGAUUCGCCGUCUCCUCUAAUAUGGCGCAGUAAAUUCUUAGCGCGGUGAUUUUGCGAUUUUUUCACGCUCAAAACCUCAACCGCCAUGGACCACACGACGUUCACGAUAUGGGAUCCAACGCAGCCGAACGCCAAGAUGAAGAUCAUCAACAUUGCCGGCGAGGCGUCUCAAUCUCAGUACAUAGAAACUGUCACCACGGCCUCAGCCCAAACCGAACAGAUCAUUCUGCAGACGCACGACGGCCGGGGCUUUCUGAUGAACGAAAACGAAAUCAGUCGGAUCGAUCAGAUCCCACCCGAAAACCUGAUCUACAUGGCCGCCGACGACGGGUCGCUCAUCCAGGGCGAGGUGGUCCACGUCCAGCCGGAGGAACAGCACCAAACGACCGAAGAGUACAUGGAGUGUGAGGUCACCGAGGAGGUCAUCACGGACGACUGGGUGCAAACAGAUGGCCAGGAGUGCGUCCAGGUAACGGUCGAUCAGCUGGGAGCGACGGCCGUUGUAGGAGCAGAGGACGACAUGACGGUUCCGCUGCCCACCGACCAGGACGAAUACACGGCUUCGCGACCCUAUCCGUGCGAUUUCUGCAGCCGACGGUUUCGCAAAAAGGUCAACCUAAUGAACCACAUGGUGGCCCACUCGAACGAUCGGCCGCACAUGUGCAACCUGUGCGGAGCCCGCUACUUGCGACGCUGUGACCUGCUCAACCACCUGAAGCUGCACGCGUACGUUCCCGACGACAGCGAGGAACCGAUUCGGAGCGAUCCGGAGGACGAUUACCAGUACGACAUGGUGGAACAGCAACCUGGGCCCAUCAAGAGGCGGUCGCCUUCCGUGGACGACGAGCCGGGAAGCCUCCUGAUUCCGGCACCAGCCCCGUACAAACCACCCAAACCGGCUCGCGCCAAAGCACGACCGAAAGCUUCCCAAAGCAAAUCCCACAAGAAAUCAUCUACCUCUUCAGCGGCCCGUGCUCGCCAGGCUCCACCCCAAACGGAGUCCAAGUUCAACGCGUCAAUCGAACCGUUCGUCAACCUUCCGCCCCGGUACCCGGUGAUGGACGAUCGCAAGCCAUUCGUGUGUCAAAAGUGUGGAGUUUCGUUUGCGCGCGAAAAAGCUCUAGCGUCCCACUACCGAAUACACGGCGGCGAUUCUCAGUACGAGUGUGAAACGUGCGGCGAUCGGUUCUGGGAUCGUUCACUGCUGCAGGAUCACAUCCGGCAACGUCAUGCGGCCUCGUUGGUGGCAGUUGAACCACCUACGCUGGACAAUAGUGUCGUCGGUGGUGGCGGUACAACGAUAGUGGAGGAAGUGGCCGCGGAUGUUCACGAGGGAGAAUUAGUUCAGGAGUCAACGGACGAUGGCAAGUGGCACCCGUUUUGUGACAGCUGUGGGAUGGUGUUUCAACGCCAGGAACAACUGAAGCGACACAUCAAGCAAGCCCACGCAGUUGUCGAGCAGAAGCACGAGCCAAUCAGCCAGAUUGUCCGCCAGCGGCAGUUGAACCAGCAGAAGCGACUUGCCGAGCAGGACGAGGAAGACGAGAAAACGGAGGACUCCGACAGUGAAACCGACGACGGUGACGAGCAGUACGUGGACGACGCGGAAACUCAGUCGCUGUCGUGUAACGUUUGCGGGGAAAAGUUCGCAGAAGCGCUGGAUUUGCUUGCGCACGCGGAAAUUCACACCCGAUUUGAGCCGCACAAGUGCAACCUGUGCAAGCGAUCCUUCCUGGACGAAAUCACCAUCAAGGAGCACGUCCAGCAGUUUCACAGUCUCGAACUUACCGAAACGUCGUGCGUCGUGUGCGGGAAGCUCUGCAAGAGCCACAACGCACUGCUCAAACACGCCUGGGAACACUCGCGGGAACGGGCCAGCUACGGAACGCACUGCUGCUCCAAGUGUGGCAAAUCGUUUCACAACAAGGCACGUCUCAAGCGGCACAUGGUCUCACACCGGAACAAAACCGUGAGGUGCGAGGUCUGCUCGGAAGAGUUUCCCGACGGGCGCAGUCUCAUGAACCAUCGGCACUCGCACACCAAAUCGCGCCAGUUCCCGUGUCACGAGUGCGGCAAAACGUUCGGCUCGCGCUCGUCCCAGCAGAUCCAUCUGAGAAUUCACUCCGGCGAGCGACCUUACGGAUGCAGAUUCUGCUGGAAGGCAUUCGCCGACGGGGGGACGCUGCGGAAGCACGAACGUGUCCACACGGGCGAGAAGCCGUACGGAUGUUCCGUAUGUCCUCGUGCCUUCAACCAACGAGUUGUUCUACGAGAGCACAUCCGGUCGCAUCACUCGGCGCCCGAUCUCAAGCGGGGAACUCAGGCCGAGCCUUACUACUGUUCGGUAUGCACCGCCCUGUUUGCCACAUCCAUGGACCUCAUCCAGCACUUGAUUCAGCACAGUGACGCGAAUACGGCCAUGAAGCGCCAGCCGCCAACGUUCCCACGGAAGUACAAACGCCGGAAGAAGAUCAAGCAGGACGAGUUGGACAAAGCGGAGCACACUGGCAGCAGCAGGGGCAAGAAGAAGACGUCUGCCAACGAGACGUACGCCGAUAGUGAUGAUCAAGGCGGGGAGGACGAUGAAGAUUUGCUGAAGAACCCGGCCGAGAUUCUGCUCGAGUACGGCGCCGGCAACUCCAACAGGAAGCUGAUCGCUUCACCCAAGUUUAUCGACUCGUACGAACUGCUCGCCUCAACCGCUCGCGGCAAACCACCCGGGCUGGACGACAGCGGAAUCAACCUGUUGAGUAACGUGGUCCUGGUGAACAGCUCCGAGAGCAACAACGUAGAGAAAAAAUAUAAACCCAUCAAGACGGAAUCUCCGAAGCGGCGCCACGGAAAACAAACCUCACCAACGGCUGGCCCCGCCCAGUCCGGAUCGCGACCACGGAUGAUACACACGCAGAAAACACGCGUGGCAGCGACGGACGGGAAGCGCAAAACCAAAACCGUCAUAACCAAGGACAUCAAGAGUCAACCCCUCAACAGUUCCGCCGAGGCGUACCCGGCGUUGGAGUUCAAGCGAUCGCGCAAUCGUACGGUGCCGACGUACCGGGAAAUUCCCUCGGACAAGAUUUCCUCCGAAAGCUUCCCCCUGCUGGACGACGGCCAGGACGAAGACGAAGAUCCGCAAGAUCAGGCUGCGCUGGACGCCCUGUCGAAUAGCACCACCCAACGGAACCAGCAGGAGGUUCCUUCGUACGAAGAUUUACUCAACCAAAACCUGCUGAUGGAGAUUUCGCGCAAGGACCGCUACAUGGACAAGUUCAACAGCGACAUCGUCAACGACCUCGAGGAGAUUCUCCGCUCGCCGGUCAAGUCCUCCAACAGCCACGUGCCACCCGCGGACAUAAUGGCCACACCACGAGCCACUAGUCAAUACGACGACGACGCCGCCGCUAGUUCCUACAGCAAAUCAAGUCGCAAGUCGUCCCGCAAGCAACAGUUCAAAAAGACCAUCAAAGAUGCCUCUCUCACGACGGAACUGCGCAGCCAACGGCUCACCCGCCGCCAGCUGGAGCGCGAAGUCAACUUCCUGCGCGAAGCGUACAACCCGCAGGACUACUCCCAGGUCACCGUCAAGCAGGAAAAGGGCAGCCCGGACAAGCUGUCCGCUAUGCUGCUGAACGACAUUCAACCGGCGGCUUCGACGUACGUGCCGCCGCUGAUUAAUCCCAAGCUGGAAAGGGAAACUACACCGGAGCCGGAAUCUGAACCGGUGCUGCUGCUGCCACCGCCGCCGCCGCAGCUGUUCCAGUGUGAAAUGUGCUCGGCCGUGUUUCCAGAUCGUUCCCAGCUGUUGCUCCACGUGCCGAUACACAUUUGAGGGCGACACAGAAUAAGAAAACACGUUAAUUUGUUAUACUUUUUUGCAAUAGAAAAAAAAAGUUUCACCUUCUAAACUGGCUAGCGAUAAACGUUUGGAAUAAAGUUUAGUUAUGAUUAUUUUGUUGUAUUUUGAGUGCUCCGAACAAAAGGUUGUUUAGUAAUUAGGAGCGCUAAAUUGGAUUGAAAUGAAGAAACGUGUUUCCAGAAGAAUACAUUGUGUAUGUAUGUUACAAUUAAAGAAAUCAAUAAAAUUAUUAAUUUUCAAAAAA
This is a messenger RNA of Culex quinquefasciatus (southern house mosquito), 4481 nucleotides long. RefSeq names its product zinc finger protein 850. The transcript is spliced from 4 exons. Bases 467 to 4210 code for a protein of 1247 amino acids. The record is from RefSeq and is a predicted model, not a curated record. NCBI's taxonomy places the organism in Eukaryota, Metazoa, Arthropoda, Insecta, Diptera, Culicidae.